Linum tenue is the source of this 427-nucleotide messenger RNA. NCBI's taxonomy places the organism in Eukaryota, Viridiplantae, Streptophyta, Magnoliopsida, Malpighiales, Linaceae. The record is from the annotation of a GenBank genome assembly.
GUCCAGAAGGAUCGAUGAUGAUACACGAAUGAACAGUGAGCUUCAACCCAUCGCCCGAGUACAUGGCUGUCUCGGCAAAGAACAACUCCUCAGCAACAGGAGUUGGAGGGCUGCUUUCCACGGGGGAGGAAGAGGAGGAGGAGGAGGAGCCAUCAUCAUUAUUGACAACAACCAUCUUAGGAGUGGGAGGGCUGCUCUCCGGCAAGGCAGAGGCGGAAGUGACCUUCUUAGCCGUGAACAGGGAGUGACAGAAAAUUCCACAAGGGGCUAUAACAGGAUUGCUACGGGUGGGAUCCACAAGCACAUAUUCGACACCCUGGUGGGUCUCCUUGUAGUACUUCAGAGCUUCUUCUGCAUUCCAGGCAGUCUGCUCUCUCCAUUGCUGAGUAUAUACUUCAACAUCCAUCACCUGCUCAGGAGAAGGCGU